Molecule: messenger RNA, 894 nt
Organism: Leishmania mexicana MHOM/GT/2001/U1103
Lineage: Eukaryota; Euglenozoa; Kinetoplastea; Trypanosomatida; Trypanosomatidae
Exons: 1
Coding region: 1-894 (297 amino acids)
Biological process (GO): intracellular manganese ion homeostasis
Molecular function (GO): manganese ion transmembrane transporter activity
Source: RefSeq, a predicted model, not a curated record
AUGGUGGACUGUGGUAGCGACCGACAGUAUCAGGCGCGGUGCGCCUACGGCAACCCCGAGAAAUCGAUCGAGAUUCACGGCGCCAAGAUGGAGACAUUCAACGUGGAUAUCCGCAAGAACGGCGCCAUGCGCAAUCGAGCCAUGGUGCUCUCCGGCCUCGCGGGUCUGUGCACGGCGGCAGGGGCCGUGGCCGUGGCUGUGGGCGCGCCACAAUUGCCGGGUCGUCUGCGCGGCCUGCGGGACGCGCCGUGCAUGGCUCUGUGGACGGCGGCUGGCGGUUUGUGCUUGGCGUACGUGUCGACUAGCUCCUUCUCCUUUGAGCGCGCCAUCUACGACCUAGAAUAUCGGCGUGAGAUGUGGGAGAUUGAAAAUCACCUGUCCGGCGAAGUUCAGGAGAUGCUGUCUAUCUACAAGAGCCAGGGACUGACCGAGGAAGAGGCACUCAUUGUUACCCGUAUCUUCGCGCGACAGAAGACAGUAUUCGCCAACUUGAUGAUGGUCGAGGAGCUCGGCUACUCCCGACUAGAGCCGCCUACGACAAGCGAGGCAGUCACAAACGUCGGCGUACCUGCCGUAAUGGGUUUCGUGAUUGGCGUCGCGACGCCGCUGUUGUGCUUGGCGGGUGCACUACGCGCAAGUUCUUGCGGCCAGAGCAGCAGCAUGAGUGCUGACUGCGGCGGUGCGGUCCCUGGUCCGUCUGCGGUAACGACGCAGGCAAAAUUGUUGGGUGCGGGCAUCUUUUGCAUGUGUACUGCCGUGUUGAGCUACGUGCAGACGGAGGUCUUUUUCGGCGCCUACGCACAUGCGCCUGCGUUGCUUCACACGACCGUGUCCAACGCCGCCGGCAUCGGUUCCGUGUUCGGCCUCAGCUAUUUGGCGGCGCGUUUGGCGUAA